AUGGUCGAAAAGUUUAUUUUUCGGAUAUGAAAGUAAAACAUAUUCUUGCAGAAUCUUCAAACUAGCCCUUCUCGUCGCAACUAUUGGAUGCGCGGCGUCUCAAUUUGCAAAAGGUAACUUUUUGAAAUUACAUGAAUAUGAAAAGUGAACUAUUAUAAUUUUCAGUGAAACUCUUCAACUGGAGCUACAAGGACUUCGGAACAAGCGCCUUCUCCGACAUUUCUCUCGACCAACGUCAGCGCUUCUCGGAUUUUCCGGUAAGGGAGAGAUUCGGUCAAAUCUAAAAGCGGAUCUUUGAAAAAUGCUUUCAGAUUGGAACGUGCCCGGACGGAUGGAUUCGCUUUUCGGACUCGUGCUACUGGGUCGAACAGCACAGGCAAAGUUUUGCCGAAGCCGAGAAACGAUGCUACGAGAAAAACGCGACCCUGCUCGUGGUCAACUCGCAGGACGAAUGGGUAAGGGAGCGACGGGGAGACAAAAGGCGGACGGACUGUGAACCCACAUAUGUUUGGAAUUUGUUGCGAAUGUUGGCUGUCAAUGCAUACCCAAUGAUCUAUAGAUGAGGCCCCGGGCCUUAAAACAAAAAACAGAAGAGGGGGGGGGGGCAGAAAGAAGAAGAAAGAGAAGCACAAAGGACGAGCAGCAAUAAAAAUAUUAAUUUGCAGGACGCGGUUCGUGAGCACUUUCCACAAGUCGGAUACACUUGGAUCGGACUGGUUCGUUUCACCCAUCGCGAGAGGUCCGAAGACGAGCCACGCUGGCAAACCGAGGGAGCCGUCAACCCGACCAGACUGUGAGUGUAGGGCCGAGCUGGGCCUGACGAGAAACUUCUAGACGCUUUCAAUCACGAUUGUAAUUCGCGUUGCGCUUUCCCACCACCACCACCACCUCGUCGGGUCUCGACACGCGUUAUUUAUGAUGGUGUCACGCUUAGAUUGCAUUGUUAUUGAGCGAAAAGGCGGUGCGGUGAGCACACGCAAGUUGGUUUUCUGAUUUACGGAUAUGCGUCCUUUCGAAUGAAAUAUACAUAAGGGCUCAUUUCCUGUUUUUUCAGCAAUUGGCUUAUCCGUCCGUACAAACCAAUCUCCAAUGGAUGGUCGAUUCUCGCCAACUGCGUCGCCCACUUCAGCGCCUCUCUCAACCUCGAUUCGUCCGCGUACACCUAUUAUCAGCCAUGCUCCUUCAAGUACGCCUCGGUUUGCGAGAGAAACGGAACCAUCUUGGAUUUCCUCAACAGAAAGUUCGACUUCCAAGUUUAA
Messenger RNA from Caenorhabditis sp. 36 PRJEB53466, 1259 nucleotides. The record is from the annotation of a GenBank genome assembly. NCBI's taxonomy places the organism in Eukaryota, Metazoa, Nematoda, Chromadorea, Rhabditida, Rhabditidae.